Hydatigera taeniaeformis is the source of this 603-nucleotide messenger RNA. NCBI's taxonomy places the organism in Eukaryota, Metazoa, Platyhelminthes, Cestoda, Cyclophyllidea, Taeniidae. The record is from the annotation of a GenBank genome assembly.
AUGGACAAGCGAUUUGUACCAGGUAGGGAUCGGUGUAGCUCCUGGUGGCUGCCUCAACCUCGCGAUACCUCUAAGAAGGUGGUUGGUUUGCGUCCUGUGAAGCCUCUUCCACACCUUCACAUUAGCAUGGUUCGAGAGGGCUGUAGGAACCGGCCUUUCUAUACCAUCCAGGUAAAGCCAAGCCAGGCGCACGGAUUGGACCAAGGCAUAGAGCAGAUUGGCUGCUGGGAUCCCUUUCCUAAUCGCGACUAUGGAGAACAAUUGGUGGGGCUGAAUCUGGAACGCAUCCUCUAUUGGGUAGGUCAGGGUGCCCAACCCACGGAACGUGUCUCCGAACUCCUAGGACUCGCUGGCAUUCUCCCCAUCCAUCCCCAUUCGCUUCUCGUUGCGCACCGUACUCGACUUGUAGUAGAAAAGCUGACAAAAGCACGGGAAUCACCCUCAGAGGUAGCAGCAAAGAGCGAAAAGGCGGGGAGUGAUGGGGACCUUGAGAACGAGGUAAAACGUGGAAAUGAGAAAGAAGGUGAAUUCCUUCAAAGAGAGGACUCGGUGUGGCGUAAAAAGUGCCAUGAUGAACGUUGGUGGCGCCACGGCCUGGUUUAA